CUGUAAUCUCAGCUACCGUCGGCACUGCUCAGAUGUAAGCCCUUGUUGGGCUCCCCUUGUUGGGCUCCCCAGGAGCCUUUGUGGCAAAGGAGGCAGAGAGGAGGAGCCUGGUGUUGGAGACGUCGGCUUGGUGACAGCCUGCCUGUCAAGGAGUGAAAGAAAGAGAUUAUCCGACAAAAGAAAACAGCAGGAUUGGCUAUCCUGAUAGGGAAGAGGCAGGACAGUUCAGAGAAGAAAGGUUAAAAAAAAAUAAUUCUAGUCUUGGCGUUUUUUAACAUCAGCUGACAGGGGGAUAAUGCAAAGGAAGUUACUGACAUGAAAUUAAACUGUCUGUGGUAGGAGUUGGGAACAAAGUGGAGUUUGAGAGUUCAUCUGAGUGGGGAUGGGAAAUAAUGCCUUAGGUGUCCAGAUAAGAGCAGUAAAUGAUUUAAAUGCAAGGAAAGGAAUAAAGACAGAGCCCUGAGGGAUGCCGGUGAGGCAGGGAGGAGCACCUGAAAGAGCAGUCAUUGAGUUGGGAGGGGAAGCAGAUUAACUGUGAAAAUGCUGAGAAGAUGCAGUGAUUGAGGGCAUCCUAGAGCAACGGGCAGUUCCAGAACUGCACAGAGGUGAAAGGGGCCUGUAAAUUACUCCCUGGCCAAGCCGAGUUGCCAGUAGUUUCAGGAAGGGAUCAGGAAUGAGGCUACAGCAGAUCAAGGUCAGUUAACAGGAGUGGAAUAUAGGGAAGGAGAAAGAGCAACCUCAUACUCAAGUCAGUUUUGAAGCAGAAAACCAGUGUGGUGGAAACCUAAUUCAUGUGAGAAACUAGGGCAAAAGGGUUCCCUUCUGAGUCUAGGAUGCUACUAAGCUACAGGACUAUCCUUCCUUCCCAACAAGAACAGCAUCGCAUAGGUGUAAGCUACUGAGAUGGGAGCAUUAAUGCCCUUCAUCCCCUGCUCUGCAUAGUGCUGCUGCCGUUACCACUGUGAGGAACUUAAGAGCACUGUAGGGCACGUACCCUCAAGUAACAGCACUUCCCCCAUUGCAGUAACAAGCGACUUGUGGCCUUAGUGCCAAAUGACACUUCAUUCAACACCAGACGAGCCUACACCAGUGAAGAUGAAGCCUGGAAGUCGUAUUUGGAGAAUCCCCUAACAGCAGCUACCAAGGCAAUGAUGAGCAUAAAUGGUGAUGAGGACAGUGCUGCUGCCCUUGGCCUAUUGUAUGACUAUUAUAAAGUUCCCAGAGAUAAAAGGCUGUUAUCUGUUAACAAAGUGAGUGAUAAUCAAGAAGACCAAGAUAAAAGAAACUGUCUUAAUACCACGGAAGCUCAGAAUAAUUUAAGUGGGGGAGACAACCGUGUUCAAGUCCUGAAGACAGUGCCGGUUAACCUUUCCUUGAACCAAGAUGCUUUGGAGUCGUCCAAAAGGGAAUACAACACAAACGUGUCUGGGACCUCGACGCCCAUCACGGGGGCUGGAGUGACUGUGGUUAAAGCGGAGGAGUUUACCCCUGUUUUUAUGACUCCACAAGCACACUAUGCAAGAGGAGAAAAUGAGGAGCACCGAGGGGUUAUCUUUGAACCUUAUGAAGUGUCCAACAUUGCUCCCCACACGAAUUAUCUCAAAGAUGACCAGCGCAGUACUCCAGACAGUACGUACAGCGACACCUUCAAAGACGGAGGAACUGAAAAGUAUCGCAGUGUGUCAGUGGGGGCUGAAGAAUAUAUUUACGAACAAACAAGCAGCACUUUUCAGUAUACACUAGAAGCUACCAAAUCUCUGCGUCAAAAGCAAGGGGAGGGGCCCAUGACCUACUUGAACAAAGGACAGUUCUAUGCCAUCACCCUGAGCGAGACGGGUGACAACAAAUGUUUCCGGCAUCCCAUCAGCAAAGUCAGGAGCGUGGUCAUGGUUGUUUUCAGUGAGGAUAAAAACAGAGAUGAACAGCUGAAAUACUGGAAAUACUGGCAUUCACGGCAGCACACAGCUAAGCAGAGGGUCCUCGACAUAGCUGAUUACAAGGAGAGUUUUAAUACCAUUGGGAAUAUUGAAGAAAUCGCAUUCAAUGCUGUGUCCUUUACUUGGGAUGUCAAUGAAGAGGCAAAGAUUUUCAUCACAGUGAAUUGCUUGAGCACAGACUUCUCCUCACAAAAAGGAGUAAAAGGGCUUCCUUUGAUGAUUCAGAUUGAUACGUACAGCUACAACAACCGCAGCAAUAAACCCAUCCACCGAGCCUACUGCCAGAUCAAGGUUUUUUGUGACAAGGGAGCAGAAAGGAAAAUCCGAGAUGAAGAGAGGAAGCAGAACAGGAAGAAAGGCAAAGGCCAGGCAUCCCAAGCCUCGUGUAAUAACUCAGCUGAAGGGAAGUUGAGUGCACUUCCUCUGCAAAAAAAGAGCGAUAUCACCUUCUUCAAAACAAUGGCUGACCUGGAUUCUCAGCCAGUUCUCUUCAUUCCAGAUGUUCACUUUGGAAACCUACAAAGAACGGGACAGGUUUACUAUAAUACAGAUGAUGAGAGAGAAGGUAGCAGUGUUCUGGUCAAGAGGAUGUUCCGGCCUGUGGAGGAGGAGUUUGGUCCAUCCCCUUUGAAACAAAUGAAAGAAGAAGGCCUGAAAAGAGUGCUUUUGUAUGUAAGGAAGGAGACAGAUGAGGUGUUUGAUGCUUUGAUGCUGAAAUCACCCACAGUAAAGGGGCUAAUGGAAGCGAUCUCUGAGAAGUAUGGGCUGCCAGUUGAAAAGAUUGCAAAGCUUUAUAAGAAGAGCAAAAAGGGUAUCUUGGUAAACAUGGAUGACAACAUUAUUGAACACUACUCCAAUGAGGACACAUUCAUCCUGCACAUGGAAAGCAUGGUUGAAGGCUUCAAGAUCACACUGACAGAGAUCUAGCCUCAGGCAGAGCCUUUUCAUAAGGAACCACAGCAUUUCAUCCUUCUUGGAAAGCAGAAGAUGCCCUGGGAACUUGACAGACAUUGAUCAGAGAACCUGUUACAAGACUGCUUUGAAAAUACUGUCCAUUCUGCACAGGUGCACCAACCGCAUAUAGACUUGGGUUUCUCAAGCACAAGGCCGCUCAUGUUAACCUGGUCCCUUAUUUAUUGUUCCCCACUCUCUAGUGUACAAGCAGUUACCAGCCCCCGGAUUUGUAACCAGAUUGACCCACUGCAGAAUGUGAAAUGCAACAUUUUAAUCCAUACUUUAGUGUGGAUAAACUCUUUCUAAAACAUGUUAAGGAACCAUGCUGGUCUAGUUUCAGAAAUCUGGUGUAGAUCACUUUACCAGUAGUUCUUUCCAUCAUUGCUAAAAUCCUGGUGCAGUGCUGAAGGUGGGGAAAGUGGCUGACAGAGUUCAUUUGCCCAGACUGAUCCGUAUCUCUCUCUCUAGUGUAUAGUCUUGCCAAAUACCUCCGGUAGUUCUCAGCAUGUAGCAAUGAGGACGUGUAAGUAAGGCAUUCAGCUACAAAUGUCACUUGUAAGUAAAUGGUAAAGAAACCAUUUUAACCUUGUAUAUAAUGUUUAUAAUAUGCAAUAAUAUAUUUACUCUAUGUGGGCAUGUUUACUGCCACGAUGUUUUUGUAUGUAUGGGGUUUAUGGUUUAACAGAAUCUUUCCUAGCGGAUUAGGUUGCUUCAGUCUGUUAAGGAGUGUGUACUGAGGAGCUGAUAAUUGCAUCUGCAAUCAUAUGCUCCACCUUUGCCCACACAGUUUUAUACUGAUAUAUUGGAGCAAACUGUGCUACAGUGUCUGGAGUGCUGUGGCACAAUGGAAUGCACCCUAGGUCCCAGCUGUAGAUACCUGAGUAUCUACAUCCAGCUGUCGCCAAAUCCAAAAGGCACCAUGUGUCUGCCGCCUGGUGUGCCUAGGAGUACCGAAGGGACUUCUGCCUGUUGUGUUGACGAAGCAAAGGUUCUCCAAGUGGGCUUUUCUCAAAACAGUGGAGGGAAAAGUGCUUUCCACAGCAGCCUGCUCAUUAAAAGUGUUCCUCUGGACUGUAAGAAACAGGACUUCAAACUCUUCUUCUUAAGGGUACUUGCUCUUGUAUCUCCAUUGAAUGAUUCUGGUUUGAUUCCUAGAGUAGUUAGGUCGGGUAUAAACCUGGUCUUGAUGUAAAUAUUUUAUUGAAACUGGAACAAUUUUACUGGUGGAGACUGAGUAUCCCACCACUGAGGUGUGGAGAUGGGUCUCUUACAAGGGCUGGAUCUGAACCCAAGUUGAACUACAAGGUUAUCCCAUCAAAUACCACCUGUCUCAUGAAUUCUGUGACGAGAGAAAGUUGCACGCUAAAAUUGUACCAACAGAGGGCUUCAAGGCCUCAAUCUCCCUAGCACAUCCAGACCCAGCACCUCUCUCUCUCCUUUCCAGCUCCUCUGGCUUCCGUAGAGAGCUCCUCACUCAGCAUGCAAUCCUGUGAGUUUCAGCUGCAGGCGUUUUACUCUCCAUGCGCUGUGUGUGGAACCCAUAUGACAGAGAGAAACGUGGGUCCUUUUCUGUAUGUAGCCUUUAGAGUUUCUUUAUUUUUUUUUCCUUCUAAAAUAUUUUUUUAUUUAGUCACAGAAUCUUUUUAUUAGUUGGUUAAUGGCAUAAAGAAACACUGCCUAGUUUAGCAGGGCUCAUUCUGUAGCGUUUUGAGCUGUGUGGAGCCGUUUACAUUCAAGCAACGUAACUGGGAUAGCUGACCAGGCUGAUGUGGUCGUGUUUAUGCAGGAAUUGUCCUGCAAGCUCUUGCACACUUAACUUAAUUAGCAAUAGUGUCCCAUUAAAAUCUGUACUCCAAAUAGAUAUGUUAGGUACCUGUCAAAGUUUCUGUGGUACCAGAACCUAUAAAAAGGUUCAGGCUGUCAGUGUGAGGGCUAACGUUCCCAGAAUCCACAUAAAGAUGCAAAGCAUCUGUUCUGUCUUCCUCCCUGCAUUAUCUUUUUCUAAAUAUGCACUCCAGCAAAGAUGCUCGUGCUACCCUGCUCAGGAGCAGACAUCCUGGGAAUACAGGGCAUUUAUGGUGAUUCAGUUUGUUUCUACUUGGCUCAGACUCAGAUAAAAAGUCUGUGCUGACUUAGCCCAGACACUUUUUUUUCUAAAGGAAAAAAAGAGGGCAGUUUUGGCAGGUGGCAUUAGGAGCUGGGACCAGCACACAGGACUGAUGGAGCAGUGGUGCAAGUUCUUGUUUUUUGGUGGUGUUUGGGAUCCUGAGGAUAUUUGCUGGGAUCUCUCAGUUGGUCAUGAUGUCUGAGCAGAAGCUGCAGGUGAAGCACAGGAGUAAACGUUGGCAGGAGUUGAGCCCUGGUUCUGCCCCAACAAACCUGCCAUCCCAGCUGGCCCGGGUUGGGAUGUGCCGCGUUAAGAGAGGACAGGGAGAAUGUGGGGGUCACAGAGAAGGUCAGAGCUGUCCUGGCAGCACCAGCACUCAGGUUAAUAGGACAUUCUUGUCUUACAUGUGGGUGGAGACGAGCUGGGAUCGCUGGGUGCUGCAGCAUCCUGUGCCGAGGAGCAGUGUAGGAGCAGCAAGAAGUGCAAUGCUCUGGGAAAUACUGGGGCAUCAGGAGCCAUCUCCCAUUUUAGGAGCUUUCGGUCAGUCGCUGUCCAGGGAAGGAAAGUUGCUUCCAAGAUUAACUGAAAGCUUUUCUAAAUACAUGUUAAAGUGUGUGAACUCCUGAUACAAGAGAGCUGAUACUCCUGCUUUUAGUUUCUUCUUACAUUCUCAAAGAAGGCAGCAGAGUUGAGGAAGAUGAGUAGGAUUUACUCUGAUGGUAAGAUUAUUUUAGAACAACAGCUAGAGCUAGUUAAGGAUGAUCUCCCUUAGCUUUCUUUGCCAGGGUCUGAGGGUUUUGUUUCUCUGCUCCAGAUGCAGAUGCAUCACAAGCACCUGAGACAUUACAAAGAGCACAUCACCCUGCACCCCUUCAGUUGUAGUUACAGCGUCAGCUGCUGGAGGAGCACUGAACCUUGGGUGCUGGUCCUCGCAAGCUGCAAGUGCCCAGGGUUCACCUUGUUGGUCAAAAACAGGCUAUCAAAGUGAUGGGGAAGGACCAGUAUGAGUAAUGCAAACUUCUGAAGCAGUGACCUUUCUCAUGCCAUGCUUGAUUCAAAGGUCUUGGGGAGUACAAAGUGCUUGCAUGUAUAUUGUUUAAAAUGUACAUGUUGCUUUUGUUUAAUGAAAAAUAUUGAUUAAUUCUGGAUCUUCCAAAUAUUAUGAGUUAAAUGUAAGAAAGAUUUGUCUGCGGUUCAGCAGGGGACAGAAAUAUCUGUUUUCCCUCCUUUUUUCUCUUUGUGGCACUGCUGUGGCUGUUAAUUUAAAGGAACAAAACUCUCAUUUCCUUUCCAUCUUCAAGAUAGCAAGAAUCUUAACUAGUGCAGCCUGAAGGGUGACAUGCUGCUUAACUCAUUUUCCCUAUGAAGAAUUAGAGUGGUGCUGUGUCAGUAGAUAUUGUGUUUUGAAGAACUCUGAUAGACAUGUGCAAAAGGAGAAUACUCUUCUAAGCUCUAAUUUUGGUUCCCGCUACAGAUUCGGCACUGUCCGUCCAUUUGAUGUUUUAUUAUGAACCCCCCGAAUCUCAAAGUUUAGUUUCUUUCUGCACAGUUAGGUGCUGAUAUCACCAAAAUAAAGUACAUCCUUGCAGUGAAGCUUUGUUGAUGUACAGGGACAUCCCCAUCAAGACAUUUUGGAGGAUUUUUACCACUGGAAGUAAACUACAAAGAAAAUAACUUUUCUCGGUGUCCUUUCUCACGAAGUUUUUUGUCAGUGGAAUUCAGAGAUCAAAUGUCUCUCUUGUACAUUUUCCUCUUUCAGUCCAUGGAUUGUUAUAUUGUUGUAAAUUAAUUCAAACAAUUAGUAAAAACGAAACUCUCCAGCCAUCAGAAAUGCUGUAUAUUGAUUGAUAUGGAACUGGAAAGGAGUAUCUUACGACUUUUAAAAUGUAAAGCUUAUGAAAUGUUUAUAUGCUCUUCCAUUUUCUAUGAAUUGAGACAAGAUACAAACAAGAGUGUUUGUGCCAAAAUUAGUGACAAGCCCUCUUUCUGGCAAACAAGGAAACUUUGUGUAUAGUAUGCUUUUAUAUUAAGAAAAUAGCUCAUGUAACUUAAUAGUGUUGCAACUGGGAGAGGGGUUUGAUAAACUGUAAAUACAGUUAUUUUAUUUUUUGUACAUUUUUAAGAAGGAAAAAAUAAAUAUUCCUAUGUAUGAGAUAAUA
Molecule: messenger RNA, 7157 nt
Organism: Columba livia (rock pigeon)
Lineage: Eukaryota; Metazoa; Chordata; Aves; Columbiformes; Columbidae
Gene: GRHL2
Product: grainyhead like transcription factor 2
Exons: 16
Coding region: 1149-2864 (571 amino acids)
Biological process (GO): neural tube development; regulation of transcription by RNA polymerase II; brain development
Cellular component (GO): nucleus
Molecular function (GO): DNA-binding transcription activator activity, RNA polymerase II-specific; RNA polymerase II cis-regulatory region sequence-specific DNA binding
Source: RefSeq, a predicted model, not a curated record